CAUGAACGAAGUUGUCAAGGAGCUCGAGAUUUUACUGUCACACAUCUCCAGCUCUGGAUUCACAAGGGAGGCGCGAGCCAGCCCCUUGUACAGCGAUACCAAGUCUCUCAGGUCUGACGAUUCAUCCUUCCAGUACAGUGGCAGAUUUCCUCAAGUAGUGGAACCAAAGUGAAGAAUGGAACGACGGAAGAAAGGAGGAUUGAGCAAGGUCAAGUUUUCUAGACUUAGAUGGGUCACUCGGAGAAGCUCGAGGGCGAUUCCGGACAAGGCUCGCAGCUAUGGCAGCUUUCUCCUUCUCCUGGAGUCGCUGCUUCGUCUCCCAGGUCAGAUUCCUCCACAAAGUCCGACGAGAUAAGCAACAUCCGAGUCAAGCUCAUGUGUAGCUAUGGUGGAAAGAUCCUUCCUCGGCCCAAUGACAGCCAGCUGAGAUACAUGGGUGGAGAGACCCGGAUAGUCGUCGUGGACAGAGCCAUCACUCUGCGCGAGCUCCUCCAAAAGUUGCGAAAGCUGACCGGGAAAUCCAUGCUGCUCAAGUACCAGCUCCCAGGUGAGGAUCUAGACGCGCUGGUUUCGGUAAAGUCCGACGAAGACCUGGACAACAUGAUGGAAGAGUACGACAGGUUGAUGCAAAGAGAUCCAGCUGCUCGGCUGCGAGUGUUUCUCUUCCAGCAGCAAAGCAGUGGAGAUAACUUUGGUGACCACCACUCGGCGACUGGAAGAAGCUCGGAUCAGCAGUUCAUCGAUGCUCUCAACGGGAUCGGAGUUCCACUCGUGCCAGCGAUGAGAGCCGCCAGGGAUAAUCUAGGACCAGGGAUGGACGUUGCCGCAGCUUUCCAGGGGGUGGACGCGAGCAAACUUCCGGAGUCUCUGGACGUAGACGACGAGGCCGCCAUUCUUUUCGGCAACCACGAGUUCCACUUCACUCCCGUCGCUCGCUCCAUGUCCCCGCAGAGACUACCGCCGGCUUGCAUCCCACUCUCCUCGACCCCGUUCGUGCCGGAUCAAGCCUCCGUGACUGCAGUGUUUCGCUCGCCUCCGGAAGGAAGUGCUAUCAGCAUUGCAAGGCAGCAGCAUUUCUCCGAGCAGCAGCCACGGUCGGGAUCCAGGAGCCCGACCCGGAACUCGGCUCUUCUCGACGACUCUCCUCGCAGUGCUCGGGCAGCCAUGUCUCCUUCCAGAUUCCGGGACUCGCCUCUAGUCCAUGCUCGCCAAGCUGUGGGGAGCCCAGCGCCAGCGGCAGUAGUGAAUCCAGUGAUAGCGCCGGGGAAGGGCUUCGCUCCAGUGGCUCAUCAGCAUCACGUAAAUCAGAGCUACUCGAGCUUAUAUCCUUUUAGCGACCGCUAGUCAAUUGGUAAAGAAAGGUGGUGUUAGAAAAGCAUAAGCAUUAUAUUCUUCAAACGGUGCCUUGUAGACAAAGAAGAGCUUGGGAUAACUUUAUUUCUUUAAUACGUUGGGGGCAUUAAUAUAAGCAAUAGUUCCAGCAAA
Molecule: messenger RNA, 1485 nt
Organism: Selaginella moellendorffii
Lineage: Eukaryota; Viridiplantae; Streptophyta; Lycopodiopsida; Selaginellales; Selaginellaceae
Exons: 2
Coding region: 229-1344 (371 amino acids)
Molecular function (GO): protein binding
Source: RefSeq, a predicted model, not a curated record